This is a messenger RNA of Paramormyrops kingsleyae, 10182 nucleotides long. It is a transcript of the gene pde4dip, whose product is annotated as phosphodiesterase 4D interacting protein. NCBI's taxonomy places the organism in Eukaryota, Metazoa, Chordata, Actinopteri, Osteoglossiformes, Mormyridae. Gene Ontology annotation, cellular component: nucleus; Golgi apparatus; centrosome. The record is from RefSeq and is a predicted model, not a curated record. Gene Ontology annotation, biological process: regulation of Golgi organization; centrosome cycle; positive regulation of microtubule nucleation. Gene Ontology annotation, molecular function: zinc ion binding; molecular adaptor activity.
GAGCUUCGUUACAAUGUUGCCACAUCACUGCCGCCUGAUAGCCGCUUUCUCCCCCGUAUGUAAAUGUCAGCCUGCUCUUCCUCUGUCUCUGCUGGCGGAAGCAAAUCACGAAACCGCGGUUUGGCAGGACGUCGGCACUUUUUAAAAGAUAUAUAAUGCCGCGAACGAGAGAGACGGGAUCCUGUGUGCGCUUCGGUGCAGGACUCGCCCUUCUGAGGCGAACCUGACCAGACGCGUUUUCUCGGGAUCGGCAGCGAUGAAGCCAGCACGCCACGUUUGUUUGUCAUCGGGACAUGGACUGUCAUUCGAGCCUGUUAAAACGAAGAUCUCUGUUUCUUUUUUCGUUUUGGGUUCUGCAUGACAAGCGAUUCGAUACGAUCUAGCCUAACCAACAAUAUAAGGGGCUUGUUGACCAAGGAUUUCGUCGGUGUACAUAUGUAUUUUAUUUAAUUUAUUGUUAAAUCGGUACAGCAAUGGUGGCUUUUACAGUGCCGAAAUAUGACAUGGCUUCUGGCCCGUAACGGCCGGCGCUGCAUAGCGUUACGUAGAUGCUGAUCCUGCCUUGAGGGUCGCCGUCUCGGAUGCUGAUGCACGGCGCCUUAAUCUACCCGUUUGCUCUAUAUACAUGACUCGUUUUACUGUACGUUAGGAAUUUAAUAUUAUUUAUUUAUAUAUUUAUUACUUCGGUGGUUAGAUAACUGCCUGCUGGUGAUUUUGCACUGAAAAUUUGAGAACAGAGUUGACAGGCUGGUUUAUUAUUAUAUGUUUUUUUUUUUAAUUUUCUGUACCGUAAGCUGAAUAUUGAUUGUAUUUUAUUAGUCCCGAAGCCUACUGAAAGCAGACGCUUUAUCAUUUUGCACAUUUAUAAACUUAUCUCUGGGGGAAAGCCUUGAGAGAUCAGUCCUCAGCCCUGAUGUUAGACGGCAGGAUGAAGGAGCUGUGCCGGAUCUGUGCCCGCGAGCUCUGCGGGAACCAGCGGCGCUGGAUCUUCCACCCAGCCUCCAAGCUGAACCUCCAGGUGCUGCUGUCCCACGUGCUGGGCCACGACCUGACCCGCGACGGCCGUCCGGAGUUCGCCUGCGGCAAGUGCGCCUUCAUGCUGGAGCGCAUGUACCGCUUCGACACGGUGAUCGCCCGCGUAGAGGCGCUGUCCAUCGAGCGCCUCCAGAGGCUGCUUCUGGAGAAGGAGCGCCUGAGACAGGGCAUCGGAAACCUCUACAUGAAGACCAAUGGCGAGGAGCCCAGGGCGGAGCCCCAUUGCCCUGGGGGGCCCGGAGACUGCACUGUGGACAUGUCUGACCUCCCCGACGCCAAAUACAGUGCCCUGCUACAGGAGGACUUUGCCUACUCUGCGUAUGAAUCCUGGGCUGAAGAUGAGGAACAGACACUGGAAGCUCACCACCACUGCCACGUGUCUGAGAGCUCGGGGUACCGGUCCCGGCGGUGCAGGGGGUGCGCCGCCCUGCGUGUGGCUGACUCGGACUACGAGGCCGUCUGCCGUGUGCCCCGCAAGCUGGCUAGGAGCAUCUCCUGCGGCCCGUCCACCCGGUACUCCCUGAGCGUGUUGGACAGCGAGCGCAGCGACGAACCGCUGCCUGCAUUGACGCCCAUGACGGAGGGCAAGGCCGCCGCGGACGAUGGCAGUCCGGAGGGUAUGAGCCCCGCGUCGUCCGUGGAGUCCCUGGAGGUGCCUGCUCGGGAGGAGGAGCUGGAGGGGGAGGCCGGGGAGGAGCUGAAGUCUGAUUCCCCCGUCGACGAGCGGGCCGGGACCUUCGGCAAGCUGGCACUGGCCUUCAGGCUGGUGAAGGACUUUGAGUACCGGCCUGUGCAGAGUCCACGUGGAAGCAGGCUUCCCGUCCUGGUGAAGCACGUCAGCCCCGAGAGCAAUGGCAAGAUGGCCGACGUGGAGCUCCGGGUGCAGUGUGGCAGGUGCUGUGGGCCGCCCUCGCGCUCCCCCCCUCGCCUCCACCUGGAGCUGCCUCUGGAGAUGCCGCAGCUGGAAGACCUGUGGCAGGACGUCCACGCAGAGUACAUGCCCUUCCGCUUACGGAAGAGCCUGAUCGAGGAGCAGCAGACCCAGCUGAACCAGUACGAAUGUGCAGCUGGCCAGUGUGUGAGUGAACUGCAGAAGGCCCAACUGCAGGUCCAGUCACUGCAGGCCCGGAUCCACAAGAGCGAGGUCGGCAACAAGAAGCUGCAGGAGAAGCUGUGCGAGAUGGAGUCUGAGCUGCGGUCUGUGAGGCAGGCCUCCCAGCAGCAGGAGCGUACCAUCCAGGGCCUGAAGGAGACGGCCGGAACCAAAGACAGAGAGGCGCAGGAGCUCUACAGUGUCAUCGAGGGCCAGAAGGAAAUGCUGUUCAAGCUGAGAGAGGUGACACAGCGGCACCAGCUCCAGCACCUGCAGAUGUCAGACAGGGAGGUGGCCCAGAUGCAGAGGGAGCUCCUCGCCCUGCAGGAGUCUCUCUUUUCCACCCAGCUGGAGCUACAGGGCAGCCAGAGGGCCGAGAGGCGCAGCCAGUGGAGGGCCAGCGACGUGGCGCGCGACCGCGAGCGACUGCAGGCCGACCUGGAGGAGGCGCUGCAGCACCGGGCUGCCGCUGAGCAGCACAACCAGGAGCUUCGGGGAGCCCUGCAGAGGUCCCGCUCCAACCAGCAGGCAAAGGAGGACCAGCUGAAGGAGGUGGAGAUUGAGAAGCAGGCGGAGGUGGAGGCCAAGGACAAGACUAUCCAACAGCUGAGGAUCUCGCUCAGGAACAAGGAGCAGAUGGUGCAGGAAUAUCUAGGGCUUCUGGACCAACAAGGACCUAAUAAGACCCUAAACACAGUGCUGCAGAAACUGAAGGAGCGUAUCAAGGAGCGGGACAUAGCCCUGGAGCGUGCCAUCGAUGACAAAUUCCAAUGCCUGGAGGAGAAGGACGGGGACACGCGACGACUCCAGCUGGCCCUGAGGGAGAAGGAGAGGGACCUGGAGCGAUUGCGCUACGUUUUGUCCAAGAACGAAGAGACCAUCACGACCCUGGAAGGUGUCCUACGAGGGAGGGAGCUGGAGCUGGAGCAGGUGAGAGAGGCCAACAAGAACCUGCAGUGGCUGAAGCAGGAGGCAGAGGAGCAGCAAGUGUGCGGCCUGAAGGAGCGGGACGCCAUCAUCAGCCAGCUGCGGGCCUCCCUGCAGAGCCGCGCUAAGGAGGCAGAGGACCUAACGGCGGCGCUGCUCAGCAAGGCGGUGGUGGAUGGCCGCGAUGCCCUGGAGGAACUUCAGCUCCGCCUCCAGCUGAAGGAGCGCCUGUUCCAGGAGGCCCUGUCAGACCGUGCCAGACAGGCAGAGGAGCACCAGGGCCAGGUCCAGGAGCUGCUCGCCGCCAUCGGCACCAGGGAUCACUACAUCAAGGAUUCUGUGAGCCGGCUGGGUCAGGUGAUCUCAGAUCGCACCGGUGAGCUUCACGAGCUGCGCAUACAGCUGGCUGCCCGAGAGCUGGAAGUAGCAGAGCUGAGCCAGCAGAGGGAACAGCAGCGGGAACAGCCAAACCUCCAGAUCGACCGGCUGCAGAGCCGGCUGCGGGAGAAGGAGUCUUUCAUCCGGGUUCUGAUGAAUGGUACCCAAGACGAACCAAUGACCACCUCCAUGCCAGAGGAACCAGCAGACACUGGGAACAAAACAUGUGACAGUGACUCUGGCCUGCAAGUUGACAUUCAUGCUGUGAGGGACGAGCUUCAGCUGGUCCUGAAGAAAGAGAAGGAGGCACAACUAGAACUUUCUGCCCUCCGCACUACUCUGGCCAAGGACAAAGAGGAAAUCUUGACCUUGGCUACUGAGCUGGAGACCUACACCAGAAAGUUAGGCUUCAAGGAAGAGCUCAUCAAGGAUCUUCAGAAGCAGUUGGUGGAACCAUCGGAGGUGCCGUUGGUCCAGAAGCUGACACAGGAGCUGCAAGAGCUCAGGGAAGAACAGGGGGACACUGGUAGUGCUGGUCAUCAGCACGUACUGGAGCAGCUGGUUUCUGGCUACAGCAGACUCAACGAGGCUGUGAGGGUGGAGAAGAGGGCGUACGAGAGUUUGGUUCAGGGCAGCACAUCUGCAAGCAGCGCUGAGAAGACCUGGGAGUUGCAGAGAGAGCUGGACGCGGUUCAGUCACUUCGUGGGCAACUGGAGACACACCUGGAAAAGAGCCGAAAUGCUGCUGUUGCACCGGCAAGGGCAGUCAAGGCGCAGCCUGAUUUUGGAGAGCUCAGCACGGAGGAGAGCGACGACGAUGACGACGGUGGCAGCAGCGAGUUCACAGAUAGCAUUGAGGAGGAAGAAACUUUCAAGCUUACCGCUCAAUCCCUGGCCACAAACCAGAUCCCCCCGGACAUGUUAGACCUGCACGGGAGGGCGGUGGUCAGGAGUCCAUCCCAGAAUGCACCUGUGGAGGGACAGGGGUUGGUGGAGGUGCAGCAGCUGGUGGAGCAAAAGAAGGCGGUGGAGCGGGAACUGGGCGAGCUGAAGAGCCAGCUUGAGAAGGCCGGAUACAGCUCCCUGUCUCAGAUGCGGAACGCGGUUGUCAAGCUGCGGGCAGAAAACAGCAACCUGAAGGGGAUGCUGGCACAGAUGGCGCACAGAGCACAGGACCGGGUGGAGGAAGGGCGGCCGGAGGAGGGCGAAGCACGAGGGGCAUGGUCAGGUGGGGAGUUGAGCCCCACCCAGGGCAAACGCUCCAUGUCCAGCUCACCGCCCCGUGAGGGGAAGAGGAGGUGUACCCGGCCGGUGUCUCUGGACCUGGGCACCUUGCUGUCCAGCCCCUCCUUAGAGGAAGCACAGCCUGUGGAAAGUGUGGACCGGAUCUGGCAGCAUGUGGAGGCGGGGCUUAAGGAGAAAGCACGGCAGCUGCACCUGGACCUGGCGCAGAGCCAGCAGGAGAGUCAGGAGCUUCAGGAGAGGCUGAUGGUAUCCGAGGCAACGGUCCAGGCCCAGGCAGAGCAGCUGAAGGACUACAGGGAGCUGCUCACGGAAACCUCAGUGAAGCAGGACAGCAAGCAGGUACAGGUGGACCUGCAGGACCUGGGCUAUGAGACCUGUGGCCGCAGUGAGAACGAGGCGGAGAGGGAGGACACCAGCAGCCCAGAGUUCGAUGAUCUGGAGAUGUGCACCACCCUGUCCAGGCAAGACUGCGAUGGCCAGUGGUGGACCGGGGAUUGUCGGAAGGCGGAGAAUAUGACGUCCCUGCGGCAGCAGGUGGAGGAUCUGCGAGGGCAGCUUUCCCGCUCGCGCGCCACCAUCCGCAGCCUCCAGGGCCGCCUGCGCAGCAUCUCCAGCACCGGCGACUGCUCCUCUAACCUGGAGAGGUCAGCUGCUUCUCUGGCAUGGAGCUUCCAGGCCUCUCCGGCUACUAGUGGCCCCGAGGACGAUGAGGGGUGGCAGUCGGACGGGGUUGGAGCUACCAAGUGGCCACGGCCCAACCGAGAGCUGCGGGACCUGGCUCUGCGCGUGACCUGUUUGGAGGACCAGCUCAAAAGCACCAGGUCGGGGAGUAAGGGGGCUUCUGAAGAUGGCAAGGCGGCCGCCUGGCCGGGGAAGUUCGACACGCUGAUCCAGGCGCAGGCCCGCGAGCUCUCUCACCUGAGGCAGCGCGUGCGGGUGAGCCGGGGCGUCUGCCGCAUCCUGAGCCAGCACCUGGACGACACCACAAAGGCCUUCGAGGAGCUGCUGCGCGCCAAUGACAUCGACUACUACAUGGGGCAGAGCUUCCGCGAGCAGCUGGCGCAGAGCAGCGCGCUGGCCGAGAGGGUCAGCGCCAACAUCAGCGGCCGAGACCCUGCAGAACUUCUAGAUGAUAAGAUGGGCCACGAGCUGCUUGCUCUGAGGCUGAGCAAGGAGCUCCAGCAGAAGGAUAAGAUCAUCGAAUCUCUGCGCUCUAAACUCAAGCAGCAGCGGCCAGACACCCCUUCCAGCAGCCACGCCCUCUCAGAGACAACCAACCAGUCGGACAGAACGUCCUUCAUUUCCGAUGAGCAUGGCUCCACCCACGGUGACCUGGAGCUGGGCUCGGAGGUGGACGCGGCCAGCGAGUACAACCAGGAGGACCAGGAGGGGAGACUGAGCCCACAACACACUGAUGCUUUCUGUCGAGGUAGCACUUCACCUCACCUCUCACCUGUGCCAUGCUCCUCCCCAGCAUCACGCAGACCUCAAUCACCCUCCAGCUGUCCUAGCAUAUUGUGCACGGUGUCCAGUCCCGUGGACAGUCUGUCUCAACAAGGCCUCUUUCCUGGUUUUAUGCCCAGUUCCCAUCCUAUCCCUCAAUCUCAACACUACCCAGCCCCUCCGGGUCAGAGGGAGCCUCUGCUCUCUGACCCCCCAUCUCAGCUACCGGGGCUCGGCUGCCCUGGGGCUGGGUCCAUCUCCUUGGCAGAGGUGCAUCGGGAGCUGCAGACGCUGCAGAUGCAGCUAGCAGACCGCUUUACGCUUCCACAUGUUAAGCCGCUGCCCGCCUACUCCCUGGUUGACCAGCCUCAGCGGAAUCCCUCCAGCUACCUUCCCCAUCACGCUUUUCACCAGCCUUCACUCAGCAGCAAUGACACCGGCACCCGUCUGAAGGCGGAGCCAGGUUUGAUGGAUCGUGGUGCAUUGUGGGAGAUGAGCCGCAUCGGCCAGCCAAUCAGAGCCUCUGCUUACGGCGACAUUUUGUCGGGCUCGUCGGGGUACCAGUCUGGCACCAGUCACACAGCUUCUCUCGGCGCUGUAGGCACUGACCUCAUGGAGGAGCACCUGAGGGAGAUCCGCAGCCUGCGGCAGCGUCUGGAAGACUCCAUCCGGACCAACGACCGCCUGAGGCAUCAGUUGGAGGAGAGGCUGGCUUCUGUGGGUCGAGAUGGUGGAGCACCAACGAACAUCUACAUCCAGGGCCUGGACUCCCUCAGCACACUGUCGAAAGAGAACCAGGCCUUAAUGGAAGAGAACCUUCAUCUCAAACAAGCCAACAGAGACACCUUUAAGGAGGCAGAGCUGCUUCGUGAAGCCCUCCUGGCUGGACGGGCGCGGCUCAAGCAAGUGGAGCUGGAGGUGGAGCGGCAGCAGGAGGAGAACAGCCGUCUCCAGGCCCUCAUCUGCGAACAGGCUCCGGAGGUCCAGCGGCUACGACAGGAAUGGCAGGGCAGCCAGGAGUCUAUCAGCAGGCUAAAGCACAAAGUCAGCCUGCUUCAGCAACAGCUGGCCGACAGCCAGCAGCUCAUGCGAUCCCUGCAAUGUGAGCUGCGGCUAUACGAGGGGAUCUGCAUGACUGCCAAGGGUUCCCCCACUGCAGGCUCUGCCUCUGAGGGCCAGAGCUUCAGGGAGACUUCCCCUGUGGAGCUGGGAGGGCUCCUGGCAGAGCUGCGCAGUCUGCGCAUGCGUCUAGAGCGCAGCCUGCAGGAAAACAACUCGCUGAGGAUGCAAUUGGAGGAGCAGACCUGCACAACAACAGCCCCCGGUGAUCUACAGCUGCCCACUAUCACUGCUAGUGGCCAAUCAGACAACACCUGCAGGAGACAGCUCUUCCGUGAUCCUGCACCAUCUCCACCUGUGCGAGACCCAGGGUUGUUAAACUCUGGUUCCACAUACUCCUUGUCAUCUAAAUCCCCAGACCCAGAAGAUUUGGAUAGCUUGUCUAAUGAUAUCUUGAGGCCACACUCAGAGCUGGAAGGAGACGCUCCAGAUGGCUCAUUUGCCAACAAGAAUGGGCGACACACCAUAGGACACGUGGACGACUUCAAUGCCCUCCAACAGCAGAUCCUGGAGGGUAAGAUGCUGGUGCACAAGAUGGAGGCCAAGCUGCACUCAUCUCUCACAUCCAGCCUUCUGGAGGUCACUUCUGGAAAGGCCUUGGACCAUGGCUUUGUGAAGACCCUCCUGGCCAGUGCCAAAACGUUGGAUCAGAUCCUAGAGGAAGCCACGUCUCUCCUGAAAAUGUUCUGGAGGGCCGCGCUCCCUAGGACGGAAAACACCUUCCAGCACAUUAGAAAGGAGCAGUCAAUGAAGGAGGAGAUCCAUAGGCUGAGGGUGAGGAUCACCGAGCAGGAGGGGUUGCUGCAGGACACUAUCGAGAGGCUGAGGAGCACCAAUCGCACUAAGGAGAGCAUGGAACACUUCAUCGUCAACCAGCUAUCUAGAACACGUGACGUCUUGAAAAAAGCACGGACGAAUCUUGAGAAGAACGAGUACAAGAUAUCUACCCUAAGCUCCUCCUCUUCCUCCCCCCACCCUGGUGAAAUCCCAAGGAGGUCCUGGAAGCCCCUGCCUGACUGGGGUUUCAUGAAAACCUGCUCCCAGAAGACAGCAGGGGGAGAUGCCAAGAUAAAUGACAGAUCACACCAGCUCCAGACGCUCAUGUUCUGAGGCAGCAUCAACAUCACCAUCUUCUGCUGCUUCCAAAUGUUGUUUCUUUAUGUUCUGAAACAACACCUCUUGAUCAUCACCUAUUAUGAACACUGCUCUGAUAAACAACUGUCAUUCUGAGAAUUCUGUGGGGACUCUGGUCCAAUCCAGUCAUGACGUGAAGUCCACGAGUUCGUGUUUUGUCAUCCUACCAAGCCUGUUUGUGUCAUCUGCCAUCGCUGUUCUCCAGGCACCCAGUGCUUGUACAGCUUGAAUGGAGAAGCCAUACUUGAAACGUCUACCAAUCGAAACAAGUUUUCUUCUGUUCACCCAAUUAUGCUGCCAUAGAAAAUCUAUUUAUAGUAACUUAUUGCUAAAGGCUCUCCUCUUAGAUUUUAUUCUUUCUGGAAUAAUAAGAAGUAGGUGUACAAUUUAGGUGGUAGACUGUUGAUAAGCUACUAAGUAUGUUUGGUUUCCUUUAGCAUAUGUAAAUGAAAUUGUUACCAAACAAUUUGAUCUGCUUGGAUCCGAAAGAAGAAAAUGCUAUUUAGUGCUAUGACUGCUCGCUUAGACAAGCAUGUGCAAUACAAACUGUCCGUUGAAUGUUGCAGCCUGCUUCGCCUUACAUUGAAACUUAUUUACUCUAAGGCUAUGGACCGUCAGUGCAAUAGUAGUGAAACACUGCUGACAGAUCAGGUGUGUAACUAAAGCUUUGUGCCCAGGGGGUGCAAUGACAACUAAGCUUGUUCCACAGGGAUCAACAGUACUGCCAAAGUUUGUGAAUUUCUCCCACAAAGCCCAAGUGUAACUCUGAAUUGAGCCACCACCCGCUGUCAUUAAAGUCCUGCUGCUGAUAGUGUUUUUGGAAAUUGGCUUAAUAAAGACAAAGUAAUGUACCCAUUUUUGGUCCAGUGUACUUUUAUUACAAGAAUUCUUUUCAUUUGUAAAUUAUUUAGCUGCCUUUGUAAAUGGACCAAACAUGGGUAAAUCAUAUAAAUUGUAAGGAUUCUUAUAACUCAUGAUUUAUAUAUUUUGUGUUCUCCAUAUAUAUUUUUUCCAAAACGUAGUUACAAACUUUGGCAGUAUACUGACAGACGCCCGCCUUUGCUGGUGGAGUUUGUGCAUUUUAACUGCCUCCUGUCUGAUUUCUGUUGCAUUAGUCUUCUUGCUUUCUUGCUUUUUUUCUUCCCCAUCUAGUGCUCUGGUGUGUCUGCGAUUCCUACAUCGGACAGUAUAAGUGCAUAUAUUUCAGCUUUCUUUGCUCCAUGUUUCCUGCUUUGGUUCUAUCUAAGGUGUGUUUGUUAAAUGCUAGGUGAAGGAUGGAAUUUAUAUGGAAAUGCUGUAAUAUAUUAAUGUCUGUCCCGCUUCUUCUGGGUGUGUAAUGGAUUAAGCUUGAGUACAGAAAAAGACAAACCGUGCAACUUGCCCCUUAUUGAACAGCUAUAUAGUAGCGGACAUGAAUAAACAACUAUUUGACCGUAUCCUCUUCCAGCAACCAAAAGUUUGAACUAUAAUGUCUUGUGUACAAUGUUUCCUUUACAGCGUAUUUGAACAGUCAGUACAAGACUGUUUCAUAUUAAAUUGGGCUUUUAAUUAGGAAGCAAUAAAGUGGGGAAAGGCUAAAUGAAAACAUCACAUUUAUAAUUGUAUGUACUGAACGACCUAAGUACACGCCACAUUGUGUAUAAUCAAAAGUUUGGGGAGAAAUACCGGUGUUUGGUGGUAGUUGUAAUGUAAGAUAUGUACAUAGUGGUUGGAGUGAGGUUCAAGAUGCCAGCGAAAGCCACAUUGGCUGCUUAACCUGACAAUGUGUGUGUUGUAUAACAAAUAAAUCUAUGGAACCCUUCUCAUGA